Messenger RNA from Closterium sp. Yama58-4, 1158 nucleotides. NCBI's taxonomy places the organism in Eukaryota, Viridiplantae, Streptophyta, Zygnematophyceae, Desmidiales, Closteriaceae. The record is from the annotation of a GenBank genome assembly.
AUGCUGGAGGGAACUGGGGGAGGCGCUGGGGGAGGCAGUGGGGGCGGCAGUGGGGGAGGCAGUGGGGGAGGGACUGGGGGAGGCACUGGGGAAGGCACUGGGGGAAGCACUGGAAGAGCUUCAAAGGAGGGCGUUGUAGGGGGAUUCGAUAUGCUGCUGGAGUGUACAGAUGACGAGGUAACAGAGGAUGAGGUAACAGAGGAGAAUGAGGGCAGCUUAGAAGGAGCCCUCGCCCGAACCAACGCCAUCGCCCACACCAUGCGAAAACUCAUAGUAUUCGCCACACUCGCCGUCCGCGGCGGCUUAGAUGCCUUGCUCAAGCUGGAGUUCUCCCAUCUUGUCGUUCUGAACCGGGGAGGGGAGUACCUUUCUCCGCAGUUUCUGGGCGAGCAUGUUGCGUUUGUGCCGCCGCCGAGCCUCGCGCCGAGCCUCGUGCACAAGCAGUUCUUCCCGAACCUGCAGAACCCGAUCCUGUGCCCGGUUCGGAUCUUGGAUGAGGAGGCUCGGAUGCGGCCCGCCGGAGCUGCGCCGAGCCUGUUUCUGUCGGCGAAAUUUUCCCGCGUGCCAUCUUUCGGGCCGCUGAACAGCUACGCCCGCCACCCCAUUGGCCGAAGCAACCUGGCUCGCUCCGCCGCCCACCUGGCAGAUGCUGCCGGGCUGACCCACGUGGGCAGGAGAUUCUUCAGGUCGCUUGGCGUUACUCUACUGUUCAUGGCUGGAUUUUCCUUGGAAGAGGUUCUAAGGGAGGCGAAUUGCUCCGUUAGUAGCCUCUACACUUUGUACUCGCCACAAGAUGAUGGGGGUGGGGGAGGGGAGAUGGGGAGGGAGAUGGGGGGAGGGGGGGAAGAAGGGGAAGAGGGGGAAGAGGGGGAUGAGGACGGGCAAGGGGAGGAGGAGGGGAGUGGUGUGAUGGGUGGUGCUAUGGGUGGGAUAAUGGGGGGUGGUUUGGGAGGGGUUAUGGGGGCACAGGGAAUGGCAGGGGUGAUGGGAGCAGGAGGAGGGGGGGGAGCGGGACGAAUGGGGGUUAUGGGGGCAGGCGGAAUGGCAGGGGCAGGAGGGGGAGUAUUGGGAGGGGGGGUGAUGGGAGGGGGGGUGAUGGGAGGGGGGGUGAUGGGAGGGGGGGUGAUGGGAGGGGGGGGGGGAUGGGAGGAGGAGUAA